AUGCUGGGCCAAGGAGGUACUGGACGUGUCUAUAAAGGGUUCUUAACUGAUUCAGGUCGCAUAAAGCGAAUUUGGGCAAGCUAUGAACAUGCUAAAGAAGUUUUCAUGGCGGAAUUGAAGAUCAUGAGCCAGUUGGAAUGCAGGAAUGUGGUAUCAUUGAUCGGUUGGUGCAUUGAUCAAGGGGAACUCCUUCUUGUCUAUGAUUACAUGUUUAAUGGUAACCUAGACAAGUAUCUCCUUGGGAACAACAGAAUGCACCUCUCGUGGAACCUCAGAUACAAUGUGGUUCUCAGCUUGGCUUCUGCAUUGCUUUAUCUUCAUGAAGAAUCUGGGCAAUGCAUACCCCACCGGGAUGUCAAGUCAGCUAAUGUAAUGUUGGACUUGAAUUUCAAUGCUAAACUUGCUCAGUUUCUAAACCCUCGAUUCAGCUCUCAAACAAUUAAGGUAGUGGGAGCAUUUGGCUACAUAGCACCUGAAUAUUACCAUGAAGGCAGGGCAAGUACAAAAUCUGACAUAUAUAGCUUUGGAAUUGUGGCUUUGGAAAUUGCUAGUGGGAGAAGGAAACAUAAAGAUGAGGAGAGUCAUCUAGGGCUAGUGCCCUGGGUUUGGGAGCUCCAUGGAGCUGGAAAGACUCUAGAUGCAGCUGAUGAGAGAUUGAAUAUGGAUUUCAAUGCUCACGAAAUGGAAGGUUUGUUGAUUGUUGGACUGUAG
Vitis riparia (riverbank grape) is the source of this 711-nucleotide messenger RNA. RefSeq names its product L-type lectin-domain containing receptor kinase IX.1-like. The transcript has 2 exons. Bases 1 to 711 code for a protein of 236 amino acids. Gene Ontology annotation, cellular component: plasma membrane. Gene Ontology annotation, molecular function: protein kinase activity; ATP binding. Lineage: Eukaryota; Viridiplantae; Streptophyta; Magnoliopsida; Vitales; Vitaceae. The record is from RefSeq and is a predicted model, not a curated record. Gene Ontology annotation, biological process: protein phosphorylation.